This is a messenger RNA of Carcharodon carcharias (great white shark), 225 nucleotides long. It is a transcript of the gene ndufb3, whose product is annotated as NADH:ubiquinone oxidoreductase subunit B3. NCBI's taxonomy places the organism in Eukaryota, Metazoa, Chordata, Chondrichthyes, Lamniformes, Lamnidae. Gene Ontology annotation, biological process: electron transport chain; mitochondrial respiratory chain complex I assembly. The record is from RefSeq and is a predicted model, not a curated record. Gene Ontology annotation, cellular component: mitochondrion.
AUGACCCUGCAGGGGACCCCGCUAGAGGCUGUGGAGGAGUGUCUGUGGGGCCUGAGGGACCCCUGGGCCUGCAAUAAGGCCUGGCGGUUCAGCGGAGGCUUUGCUAAACCAAGCCUCAGUGAAGUCUUCUUUCAAGGCUUCAAGUGGGGAUUUGCAGCAUUUGUUGUGGCUUUGGGUGUUGAAUAUGCACUAUUUUCUUGCAGGAAGAAUGGAGGACAUCGCUAG